CUAUUAAUGAUCCGUAUGGUUAAUUUAAUUAACAACGCAGAACUCAGUCAUCAUCUUCGAGACCUCAAACGCUCUUCCAAAUUCCAAAAAAAUAAAAUAAAUACAAAAAUCCCCCGUCCGACAUGCUCCCACUGCGCUCCCGCACACCCAGGCUUCGUCCCCGAAACCCGUUCCGCUUCUCCUCCUCCCAACGCCGCAUCUCCCCUCUCCGGACGCCAACUCUCCGCCUCCCGAAGUUCGUACACUUCCUCCCCCCUUCUCAAAAUCCCCUCCUUUCUCCUCCCCACAUGGCCUCGUUUGUCCAUGGAUCCCAUUUCCGUCUCCCUCUUCCUCCACCUCCUCCUCGUCGCGCACCAUCUCGCCGCCGCCGACGUGAGUGAUGCUCUCUUCAACAACCGCUGCAAGGAGCUCUGCGGCGAUCUGUCCCUUCCUUACCCUUUCCACCUCAACUCAUCCUGCGGUCCCCAAGUCGACGCAUUUCGCCUCACCUGCACCCACAACUCCUCCUUAUACCUGACCCUAGGCCCCACCGAGCUACGCAUCAUCGCCUUCCUUACUUCUGAUUCAAUCCUCCUCGACUACUCCAAAUCGAAGUCCAACUCCAACUCCAACUCCACAUCCCCUUGCGACCGCUGGUACGCUGAUCUGAAUGACACUGCUGGGGUUCUCAAUCGAAACCCCUUCGUUGCCGUCACACCAUACAACGUGCUUCGCCUGUACGAUUGCGAUGAUUCGUCGGUGUGUAGGUCUGGGUGCGAAAGGGUGGGAGGGUGUGAGGGGACUGGUGGAGUGUAUCAGGGAUGCUGUUAUCCGCUUUCGGAUGGGAGCGUGUGGAAGGCGGGGGAGGGGUUUGGAGUAUUUGGCGAGUAUGGGUGUCGAGGGUUUUCGAGCUGGGUUGAGAAGAGGGGAUUGGUUGGGAAUGCGAGGAGAGGGAUUGAGGUUGAGUGGGCGGUGCCGAGGAAGUUGUUGGAGGAUGUGGCUUGUGCGGACGGCGCUGUAAUGGUGAAUUCAACUGUAGUUAAGAAAGGGUAUCGGUGUGCUUGCGGACCUGGGCUUGUUGGUGAUGGUUUUGCACGGGGGAUUGGCUGUUUCAAAGCUUGCAGUGAUGAUGGGCGUUCUGCAAAUGGUGAUUGUUGUAAAGGAAGGUUCUGCAAAAAGAGAGUUGCCAUCCUUGUCGGGGCUAUCAUUUCCGCAAUAUUUAUUGCCGGAGCAUUGGCAAUUUGUUUCCUUGUAAAGGUUCCAGUUAAUAGAAGCAAAGAUCACCAUCACCAAGCCUGUCUCCCGAAGAUCCUUGGAAAAGCUUGCAGGACUCGACUAUUCACGUAUCAGGAACUCAAUGAUGCGACCAAGGGAUUCGACCACGAACAGCAGCUCAUCAGUAUAGUUGAUGGGACCAUCCAAAUGGGAGUUAUUGAUGACGGAUCUCUUGUGGCUGUGCAGAAAGUGAACUGCGAAAAUGAACAGAACCUCAGGCAGGUUUGGGAGAUUAUAGAGAUUCUCUCCCAGGUUUCACACAAGAAUAUUGCCAGAAUAAUCGGAUGCUGUAUAAGCUCUAACUACUCAUUGCUUCUGGUCCAUGAAUUUUUCUCACAUGGAACACUAGAGGAGCACCUCCAACGGCAUAGAGGACAUGGUCUUUGCUGGUACCACAGAAUUAACAUUGCUAUUGAAGUUGCAAGUGCUCUGUCUUUCCUUCAAAGUGAGAUCACCCCUCCUAUCAACCUUCAUGAUCUCAAAUCCAGCGAAAUAUUUAUUGAUGCAGAAUAUUCCAUCAAAAUUGCAAGUUAUAAGUUUCUCAACUCCCCAAUUUGCAAUGAAUCCUGUUCUUAUGCAGUUUCUCAUGAUGCACAAAUGGUCUACAACUUUGGUCUCAUAUUGCUGGAGCUUAUAACAGGUUCAAGAAAGGAACAUCUUCUAGAGCUAACCUUGUUGAAAAUUAAGGAUGGAAGGCUUCAUGAAAUUGUGGAUCCUCAACUUAGAUUUGGUGAACAGUUGCCAGUUCAAUGCGAACAAAUAGAAAGGAUGGCUAUAUUCGCAUUGCAGUGCUUGGCAAGAAGGGUAGCUGAAAGUGUUUCUAUGGUUACAGUUGCUAAAGAUUUUAUUCGGAGCACUCAUGAUGGCAUGGAUGAUUGUGGCAAGAGGGAGCCCAUUCUUGAGGUGACCUUUUCAAAUUCGAGCCUUCUUCAGAUGAUAUCCAUGUCACCAGACACCAUUCAUGUGCCUUGAAAAGAUUUUCUUGAUUCCUAAAUAUUCUCUGUUUAACAUUGAAAUAUGAAGAAGAAUGACCUGUUUUGUGGAGCAUGAGAAGUAGUAACGAUUAAAUGCUGCUAGCCCUUAUGUAACCAAAAAAAAAAAAAAAAAAGCCUACAUAUAGAGGUAUUGGGCAGCAAGUUUUGUAGAAUUAGUAUUUUGUUAACUGUUCAAUGUGUUGCAUCUGUUGUGACGAGCUUUUUUGGUGGGGAAAUCUAUCUGUUUUCCAAUCUCA
Molecule: messenger RNA, 2485 nt
Organism: Dendrobium catenatum
Lineage: Eukaryota; Viridiplantae; Streptophyta; Magnoliopsida; Asparagales; Orchidaceae
Product: probably inactive receptor-like protein kinase At2g46850
Exons: 3
Coding region: 7-2226 (739 amino acids)
Biological process (GO): protein phosphorylation; cell surface receptor signaling pathway
Cellular component (GO): plasma membrane
Molecular function (GO): ATP binding; protein serine/threonine kinase activity; polysaccharide binding
Source: RefSeq, a predicted model, not a curated record